GGGAGAGAGACAUGCAAAACUGAUCUGUGUCCCUUCGUCUCUAACUCUGCGAAUCUCAAAGGUUGUUUAAGAAGAAGACGUUUUGUUAUGAUGCAUCAGAUGAAUAAGAAAGAUUCAGCUACUCAUUCCACUUUGCCAUAUCUUAACACUAGCAUCUCUUGGGGACUUGUUCCUCCUACUGAUUCCAAUGUUGUUAACCGUCGCGGUUCUACUGAUUCAUUAAGCUUGAAGGUGGAUUCAAGGCCUGGUCAUGUACAGACCACUAAGCAAAUUAGUUUUCAGGACCAGGACUCAUCUUCUACUCAGUCCACUGGUCAAUCUUACACUGAAGUUGCUAGUAGUGGUGAUGACAACCCUUCCAGGCAAAUCUCGUUUUCAGCUAAAUCAGGAUCUGAAGAAACUCAGCGGAAAGGGUUUGCAACUAAUCCGAAAUCAGGCUCCAUGACAGCAUAUCCGAAUAUUCACUUUGCUCCUGCACAGCCUAAUUUCUCAUAUCACUAUGCUGAUCCACACUUUGGUGGUUUAUUAGCUACAACUUACUUACCACAUCCACAGACAUGCAAUCCUCAAAUGGUGGGUACAGUUCAGGGUCGAGUUCCUUUACCAGGGGAGCUCACAGAAAAUGAGCCGGUCUUUGUUAAUGCAAAGCAAUACCACGCAAUCAUGAGGAGGAGGCAGCAACGUGCCAAGCUAGAGGCUCAGAACAAGCUAAUCAAAGCCCGUAAACCGUAUCUUCAUGAGUCUCGACAUGUUCAUGCUCUCAAAAGGCCAAGAGGGUCCGGUGGAAGAUUUCUAAACACCAAAAAACUUCUUCAAGAGUCCGAGCAGGCUGCUGCUGCUAGAGAAGAAGAAAAUGACAAGUCAGGCCAGCGUGAUAACAAAAAGGCGAACAUGUCAAGAUUCGAAGCUCGUAUGCUGCAUAACAGCAAAGACCGCAGCUCAACCACUUCUGGCUCAGACAUCACCUCUGUUUCUGACAGUGCUGAUAUCUUUGGACACACUGAUUUCCAGUUUUCAGGUUUCCCAACUCAGACGAACCGAGCCAUGCUUGUUCACGGUCAAUCUAAUGACAUGCAUGGUGGUGGGGACAUGCACCAUUUCUCUGUCCAUAUCUGAGACAUUGAAUCUUUGGUGCUGUGUUCGUGUUCCCACCAAAAGGGGAAGUCAUCCUUGGCUACUAGUUCUUUCGCUUGUUGUAAACUUAAGUCUUUGUAUUUCACAUUAUGUAUGUGUGACAUCCAAGAUCUUCACUUUGAAAAACAACCAAGAUCUUCACGUUGAAACACUCUAUUAUUGCCUUUUACCCUCUGUUAGACUGUUACUAUGUAUCUUUUGUGUAAA
Messenger RNA from Camelina sativa (false flax), 1341 nucleotides. The record is from RefSeq and is a predicted model, not a curated record. NCBI's taxonomy places the organism in Eukaryota, Viridiplantae, Streptophyta, Magnoliopsida, Brassicales, Brassicaceae.